CUUCUCUCUCUAUAAAUGAAACACAAGGCGGGUGUGGGAGGAGAGAGAGAAACACAGCAGUCUUUUAGAGCUCGAGCUCUGCAACAAUGGCGGGGCGUUCGCUUCUCUGUCUACUUUCCUUUCUAUUACUGAUCCAAAAUCCGCUUGCAAAGGUCUUAUUUGAAGAGAGAUUUGAUGAUGGAUGGGAGAAGCGAUGGGUGGUUUCAGACUGGAAGAAAGAUGAAAACAUGUCUGGACAGUGGAUACACACAUCUGGGAAAUGGACUGGAGAUCCUAAUGACAAGGGCAUCCAAACCAGUGAAGACUACAGGUUCUUUGCCAUCUCUGCAGAGUUUCCUGUGUUUAGUAACAAGGAUAAAACCUUGGUUUUUCAAUUCUCUGUGAAGCACGAGCAAAAGCUUGACUGUGGUGGGGGGUACAUGAAGCUCCUCAGUGAUGAUGUUGAUCAGAAGAAGUUUGGUGGUGAGACACCUUACAGCAUCAUGUUUGGACCAGAUAUUUGUGGGUACAGCACAAAGAAGGUUCAUGCUAUCCUCUCACGAAAUGGAACUAACCAUUUGAUCAAGAAGGAGGUUCCUUGCGAAACUGACCAGCUUACCCAUGCCUAUACUUUCAUCAUCCGCCCUGAUGCUACAUACAGCAUCCUUAUUGACAAUAAUGAGAAACAAACCGGGAGUCUUUACUCAGAUUGGGACAUUCUCCCACCUAAGAAGAUCAAGGACCCCGAGGCCAAAAAGCCAGAAGAUUGGGAUGACAAGGAGUACAUACCUGAUCCAGAAGAUAAGAAGCCAGAGGGCUAUGAUGACAUUCCCAAGGAGAUAGUGGAUUCAGAAGCACAGAAGCCUGAAGACUGGGAUGACGAGGAAGAUGGUGAAUGGAAAGCCCCAAUGAUCCCUAACCCUGAAUAUAAGGGACCAUGGAAGCCAAAGAAAAUAAAGAACCCCAACUACCAAGGAAAAUGGAAGGCACCCAUGAUUGACAAUCCAGAUUUCAAGGAUGAUCCUGAAAUCUAUGUCUACCCCAAUCUCAAAUAUGUUGCUAUUGAGUUGUGGCAGGUCAAGUCGGGAACCCUUUUCGACAAUGUUUUGGUAUGUGAUGAUCCCGAGUAUGCGAAGAAGUUGGUUGAGGAAACAUGGGGAAAGCAAAAAGAUGCUGAAAAAGCGGCUUUUGAUGAGGAAGAGAAGAGAAAGGAAGAAGAGGAAGCAAAGGCAGCUGAAGCUGAAGGAUCGGAUGAUGAGAAAGAGGAUGAUGCAGAUGCAGAUGCUGAUGCUGAUGACGAAGAAGAAGAGGCAAAACAUGAUGAAUUAUAGAAUGUUUGGCACUUUUGAAUCGUGCCGGACAAUUUUAGGAUAACUCUUAGCUAUUUUGAUUCUUGACAAAUGCUGUUUCUAAUAUUUCUCCCUCCAUGUAAAGUGGGAGACUGUGUAAGUUCUUAUCAUCAUGGGAUUUUGAGCUCCUUUGGACCAUAAGCAUCUUGAGCGUGCCCAAAUUGUUCUCUCUCUCUCUAGAAAUUGGGGCCUUUUAUCCGUUUUCCUC
Amborella trichopoda is the source of this 1536-nucleotide messenger RNA. Its product is annotated as calreticulin. Gene Ontology annotation, cellular component: endoplasmic reticulum; endoplasmic reticulum membrane. Gene Ontology annotation, biological process: protein folding; ERAD pathway. NCBI's taxonomy places the organism in Eukaryota, Viridiplantae, Streptophyta, Magnoliopsida, Amborellales, Amborellaceae. Gene Ontology annotation, molecular function: calcium ion binding. The record is from RefSeq and is a predicted model, not a curated record.